AUGCCCACGUCUUCGGUUCCUCCUGUUACUCCUACCUCUACUACAACGCCGCCCACCAAUGAGGAAUUCCUCCGGAAUGCGACGCAGAUCCUCAAGAUGAUGGCGGAGCAGAGUGCAAGUGGAGGCAGUAUGCCCUCCAUGAAGAUGUUGAAGAAGGCGGUUAAGGAGAUGGAGGCAAGAAUGGCCUUGGUGGAUUCGGGGGCCACCCAUCCUCUACGGCAAGCGGGUGGUCCAGAAUGGGAAGACUCUGCGGAGGUAGAUGUGCUGAUCGCAGGUGAUGGAGUGGCUAGGAUGAGACAGAAUGAGGCCGGCACAUUGCUGACCAGUCCUGCGGCCUCAAAGUCCCAGACCAUCUUGCCCGUUGGGGGCUUGGUGUCGAUACUGGGAUAUGAGCUGAUUUGGACGAAACGGAAAUGCGCACUACGAGCUCCUGACGGCCGAGAGAUUCCUUUGAGGGUGAGUGCGGGGUGUCCGGAGGUAAAUGAGGCUACGGCUUUGGAACUCAUUGCCAAGAUCGAAGAGGAAAAGAUCCAGCAGCUCAACGAGAAGGCAAGGAUCACCAAGCUGGCGAUGUUGAGGGCGCAGCAAGUGGAGGGUUGCGAGCAAUGGGAAACCAGCAUGAAGGACUACGUCAACAAGGGGAAGUUCGAAGAUGGGUUUCGUGCAUUAGUGUCGAUGCCAUGGCUGCGCAAUGUUCCUCGUGAGGACUUGGUGCGGUUGGCGACAGACCUUCCGACGGCUGAGAGCGAGGCUUGGGAACUGAUGAAGUCUUUGGGUUUCAACAGGCGAAUGAGAAAGCGACUGAUGCACAAGGACUGGGUCAUCAAGUUCUACAGCGGCAAGAAGACCCAGGCGGAUAAGAUCUUUCGGCCGAUGGACUCCAACAACACAGUGGUGCUGGAUGUGGACCUCAUGCGGAGUGCAGAGCUUGAUGUGUUAAAGGAGGGGAAGGGGAUCUUCCUGUUGAUGUUGUGGGGCGCAGCUACCGGCCGGGUGGCUGGGGUGAUGGCUUCGUUGCCUAGCAACAACUCCGAGGAGCACUUACUACGCUUGAUGACAAUAGUGGAGACGGCACGUGAGGGUCGAAGAUACAUGUGUGAGCUCAUGGACAUCCCCACUGAUGGUGUAGCAGUGACCUUAUGGGGUUCUUCGGAGGCCGAAGAGGACCUCAGUGCAAGGGCUCUUCAAAGAGCCUGGGUCAAGCAAUGGGUUGUGGAAACGAACCUACAACAGUUGCACUUCGAGCAAGGUGGGUUGGGCCAUCCUUUGAGGCGACCUACCUACAUGGUAUCUAAUAUGGACAUCACAGAACUGCGAGGAGUCCGUGACGAACGUCGUGAAGAAGCUACCUGGGGCUCUUGGUCUACGUGGGCACCUAUGAUGAUGCAUAUCCUUGUGCGAGGAUGGAAAAGGUGGAAGAUGAGACCGGGAUGGUAUCCACGCAUGGUCAAGGCGUUGAGGGCGGUGGACAGGAAGAGCUGGGAAAGACACUUAGCCAACGACAAUGUACCACAUAGACCCGAGUGCCUGCAGUGUAUCCACAAUGCGACGGGAAGACCUCACCGGAAGUGCUUGCACAAGGACUGCCACGUGAUGAGUGCUGAUACGCUGGGACCUGUGCGAGUACCAGGGCCAAAGGGAGAAAAGUAUGCGAUAGUGUUCACCUUUCAGUACCCCAAGCAGAAGCUGAGCCCAGAGGACGCCCCGGUAAAGGACGAGGAGCUAGAAGGAUGGGACUUGGACGUUGAGGUUACACGGGGGGAGGAGACUGGGAACGACAGCGUGGAAGCAACAGUGGACCCCUUGGAGGAGGUAGACUUCGAUGGGUACGAGCCGAGCAUUGGUGACGAUGAUAGUGGGGUUCAAGGAGAUGAAGUUGAACCUAUGGCGCUACGACCUACAAGGGUGAAGAGCGAUGCCACAAAAGAGGACUGGUGGGAAUUUCGAGAGGCCGCCGGUAUCUUGAUUCGUCAUCAUGAAGUUCCUCGCAAAGCGUUGUUCCGCCCUACGUCAUCAAAUGGAUGUCCAGUACACCCGGCUAAGUUGAGGGACACCCGAGUCACGGAUGUGAAGUAUGUUGGUGGUGGUGUGGAAACAGAGACUUCAGAUUGGCAAGGACCAAAAUCCGGAGCGCGAGCUCUACCGGUGAGCUGGACUGGAACGUCACGUUUUCAAAUAUCUACAGCUGAAGUACCUGAAGAUGACGAGGUCCUGCAGAAGGAUGAGGAGCAGUGGGAGAAGCUCAUCGGGGACUUGGUUAAGCCGGUCGAGAUGGAGACGAUCUACAUGGUGUAUCCGGUACGGUCUAAGCGCGGUGGAGAUGCUAUGUUGGCAAUUCAAGAGGCGGUGCUGAGAUUGAAGCUGUUGGGAUUUCCAGUGGCACGACUACACACGGAUCGGGGAUCCGAAUUCGCCUCAAGAGGCCUACGACGAUGGCUACUGGAUCACGACAUCUACCACACCCGAAGUGAAGCCUUGGUACCACAAACAAACGGAGCUGCAGAAAGGGGAGUAAGAUGGUUUAAGACGAGGGCAAAAGUAUUGUUGGCGGAGGCGGAUGUGAAUGUGAAGUACUGGACGCUAGCGAUGCAACAUGCUGCGAAUCGUCGUACACAUGAUCGUCUGGGAAUCUCCAAGCCUUUGCUGCUACCUUUUGGGAGCAAGGUGAUGAUCAGAAGAAAGGUCUUCGGGAACAACAAGAAGUACGACCUGACUGAUCGGUGGGAGGAAGGGAAGUAUCUGGGGAUGUCGGAUUCAAUCAAAGGUGGGGCGGUGGUGUUACGUGCUUCCAGUGCUCUUACGGAAACUUUGAAUAUCCGAACCGGCGUGAUCAAUGGUUGGAAGAUGCGGUCUAUGAUAGAGCGACAAGAGCGGAAGGCUAAGUUGUUCUAUGACAUGGGCAAGUUUGAUCUGGCCUCGUGUGCGGAAGUCUUGAAUGAGGUGGAUGUUGUGGGUUCAAUGAGCACGAAAGCAAGAGGAGAACGAACUACGUCGAUAAUCUUGGGGGCCUAUGUACAUGGAGGUCUUCGGGGUGCUACUAAAGCAGCAAGGCGACGGCCACAUCUCACAAAGUUUCUCAACAUGGUCCUGCGGAUGAAGGUGGCCGAGGAUUUGGGUGAGGAUGGUAGUUGGACCACAAUAGGGGUGUUCAAGGCUGCUGAUAUUCCUCCCCAUCGAGAUUCGAGGAACCAAGUAGGUUCGUGGAACUAUGUCAUGGAAGUGGGAGUGGUCUCCAAGGGUGGUUUGUGGGUCGCCCAAGGCAAAGGCAAUGAAACAAUCCGAGGAGGAGGUGCCCUACAACCACUUGCGAAGGAACAACCGGAUGGGAAAGUCGUCGAGGGCAACCUGGUGGACAUCGGAGGAAGGGCGGCGGCGUUCAACCCAAAGGAGCUCCACGCGUAUCUCAGUGACGAGCCAGAGCACUGGAUUAUUGCGGCUGUUACCCCCCCUGGGAGUUUCUACGUUGAGUACAAAUGCAUCGGCGAGUUUGUCAAGAUGGGGAUUUCCUCUGGAGGGCACUGGAGUGGAAAGAGUUGA
This is a messenger RNA of Symbiodinium sp. CCMP2456, 3537 nucleotides long. The record is from the annotation of a GenBank genome assembly. Lineage: Eukaryota; Dinophyceae; Suessiales; Symbiodiniaceae.